Molecule: messenger RNA, 3385 nt
Organism: Lineus longissimus
Lineage: Eukaryota; Metazoa; Nemertea; Pilidiophora; Heteronemertea; Lineidae
Product: eukaryotic translation elongation factor 2-like
Exons: 12
Coding region: 84-2810 (908 amino acids)
Biological process (GO): translational elongation
Cellular component (GO): ribonucleoprotein complex; cytosol
Molecular function (GO): ribosome binding; GTPase activity; GTP binding
Source: RefSeq, a predicted model, not a curated record
CUCGCCUCGAUCCUUUUACCUUACGUCCGCCAUCGUGGAUUCACGACUUGAGAAGUGUGGACGUAAAACGCAACUAAAUCAAGAUGCCGUCAUUUAAUGUGGACGAGAUCCGUGAGAUCAUGGACCGGAAACAUCAAAUCCGGAACAUGUCUGUUAUUGCCCAUGUUGAUCAUGGAAAAUCCACCCUGACUGACUCUCUAGUCAGCAAAGCUGGUAUCAUUGCCGAUUCCAAGGCAGGAGAUGCCCGUUACACUGAUACCCGAAAGGAUGAACAGGAGAGGUGCAUCACUAUCAAGUCGACUGCCAUCUCUCUUUUCUACGAGGUCCCAGAAGAUGUCUACAAGCGCAUUGCUCAGCCACCAGAAGUUCUGAAGGGAGCUAAGGAAAGGGAAGCUUCUGACAAAAAGUACAAAUAUCCCAGCAAGACUGAUCGUGGUCAUUUGAUCAACUUGAUCGAUUCCCCUGGUCACGUUGACUUCUCCUCUGAAGUCACUGCAGCCCUUCGUGUAACUGAUGGUGCACUUGUGGUGGUGGAUUGUGUUUCUGGUGUGUGUGUCCAGACCGAGACUGUGCUUCGUCAAGCAAUUGCAGAACGUAUCAAGCCUAUUCUGUUCAUGAACAAGAUGGACUUGGCUAUCAGUUCUCGUCAGUUGGAUCAUGAGCAACUCUACCAGGCCUUCCAGAGGAGUAUUGAAGAUGUCAACGUCAUCAUCGCAACAUAUGGUGACGAGGAGGGGCCAAUGGGCAAAAUAAUGGUCAACCCUGAAUCUGGUACUGUUGGAUUCGGUUCUGGCCUGCAGGGCUGGGCCUUCAUCCUUCAAGACUUUGCCGAAUUGUAUCACAAGAAACUUGGGGUCCCAACAGAAAAACUGAUGAAGAGAUUCUGGGGUGAACAUUUCUACUACAUUCCUCCAAAACCCAAGGAUGGAGAGAAAAAGGAAGUGCCAGCCAAGGGGGACAAAGCUCCAAAAACCAAGGGGGACAAAGCUCCAAAAACCAAGGAUGGAGAGAAGGAAGUGCCAGCCAAGGACAAAGGACCGAAGAAGUGGAUUACGGUGCAGCAGGACAACUACGAAAGAGCUUUCAACCGCUUUGUCCUGAAACCCAUCUAUGAUUUGAUUGAUGCCGUCAAGAAUAAGACCAGGGAAGAGGCCUACAAGUUCAUCGAGAAAUCCUAUGAUGUUACCAUCUCCAACGACGACAAACAAUUGGAGGACAAGCCAUUCAGAAAGAGGAUCCUCCAAAAGUGGCUCCCGGCUGGCGAAGCGUUACUUCAGAUGAUCACAAUUCACUUGCCUUCCCCUGUGAAGUCGCAGAGAUACCGUAUGGAGCUGCUGUACGAAGGUCCCCAUGAGGAUGCUGCUGCCCAGGGUGUCAAAAACUGUGACCCAGAUGCACCCCUCAUGAUGUACAUCUCCAAGAUGGUCCCAACAAGUGAUAAAGGACGAUUCUAUGCUUUCGGUCGCGUCUUCUCCGGACGAGUUGCCAGUGGCCAGAAGGUGCGAAUCAUGGGCCCCAACUACGAUCCAUGCAAAGCUCAUGGUAAGAAGGACGAUCUCUACGAGAAGAGCAUUCAGAGGACUGUCCUUAUGAUGGGCCGCGCAGUAGAGCAGAUUCCUGAUGUUCCCUGUGGUAAUAUCUGUGGACUUGUUGGCGUUGAUCAGUAUCUCGUCAAGACCGGUACGAUAACCACUUUCGCAGAAGCCCACAACAUGAAGGUUAUGAAGUUCUCUGUCAGUCCUGUUGUCAGGGUUGCUGUGGAACCCAAGAAUGCGUCCGAGCUGCCCAAGUUGGUGGAAGGUCUCAAGCGUUUGGCAAAAUCAGAUCCUAUGGUACAGGUUCUGUAUGAAGAAUCUGGUGAGUGUGUCGUUGCCGGUGCUGGUGAACUUCAUCUGGAGAUCUGCCUUAAAGAUUUGGAGGAAGAUCAUGCCUGCAUUCCCCUCAGGAUGAGUGAACCAGUGGUGUCCUAUCGGGAAACAAUGGUUGGGAGCUCAGAUAUAGUGUUGACAAAAUCUCCAAACAAGCACAACAGAUUGUUCAUGAGGGGUGUACCCUUGUCUGAUGAAGUUGGAAAAGCUAUUGAUGAUGGUGAUGUCAGCCACAAGCAGGAUCCGAAGAGUCGGGCAACUUACAUCAAGGAAAACUUCGGAUGGGAUCCCAAUGAAGCAAGGAAGAUCUGGUGCUUUGGCCCUGAUGGGUCAGGACCUAACAUGGUUGUUGAUGUGACUAAGGCUGUCCAGUAUCUGAAUGAAAUCAAGGACAGUGUUGUAGCUGGAUUCCAGUGGGCUUCGAAAGAGGGUGUACUCUGUGAAGAAAACAUGCGCUGUUGUCGUUUCGAUAUCCAUGAUGUAACCCUGCACGCAGAUGCCAUCCAUCGUGGUGGUGGCCAGAUCAUACCAACUGCAAGAAGAGGGAUCUAUGGAUGUAUGUUGACAAGUAGCCCAAGACUCAUGGAGCCUGUUUACCUUGUGGAAAUUCAGUGUCCUGCUGAUUCUACUGGUGGCAUCUAUGGUGUACUGAAUAAGAGGAGAGGAAUCAGUAAUGGAGAAAUGGCAAUCGCUGGCACUCCAAUGAAAAUGGUGAAAUGUUUCUUGCCUGUAAACGAAUCAUUUGGAUUUACUGAGGCUCUUCGUUCAUCAACCCAGGGCAAGGCAUUCCCACAGUGUGUGUUCGAUCACUGGGAGCCAAUGAAGGAUUCUGAUCCAUUGACUGUUGGAACGAUGGCUAACAAGAUUGUUUCCGCCACGAGGAAACGCAAGGGUUUGAACGAAAAUGUACCAGAUGCAUCCAAGUACAUUGACAAAAUGUAGACUUCCACUGAGACAUCUAGGAAAAAUGGACUAUUUAUUCUUCUGUUCAUUGGGCUUCACUUCCUAUGGACUGAGGUUCUUUUCUUUUCAAAGAACAUUAUUCCCCCUCCCCCGAGGCAUCAAAUUUUCUCAAUGAAUGACUGGUCGGCGCAACUAUGGCAAUGAUACUUAUAUGAGUCAAGUCAUAUAAUUUUUUCUUCUGAAAGACAAACCUGAUUCCUCCGGAAGUGGAGUUCCCAAAUCAGUUUAUCAAGAGUUGUGCUGUGCUGUGCUGUCAAGUGUCUGGUGGUGGACUUCAGUUGCUGUCUUCGCCUUGAUUAAAUCAUUCAAUAUAUAGAUUCGGUAUUAUGCGGCAAUGAUUGUCCAAAGUUGCAGUGAAUGUUACCAAGAUCUGCAUUGCUGUGUUCAGAAUAUGAGGUUGGUUCUUGCAUGGAACUUCUGUGUAAAUAAAAUGGAUAAAUACACAUUCAUUAUACUGGUGUAUAUGUGGAUACAUGUAUGAACUGAAGUUGAACUGUCACUGAAGGCUGUAAAGGAAAGUAGAAUAAAAGCACUCUAUUGUCAGCCAUAUUUGA